ACCCUUCGAUUCCAGGGAGGAUCGUCGCCGCCAUUUUUUCCCCAAACGUAGUUGCUCCUCCAUUUCUGAACUGUCUUCAAUCUCCGUCUUCCAACCACUCCGCAGGGCGUGACCUGAGAUCAGAAACCCUAAAUCAGGGUACUUCAAUAAUUACAUCUAAACCAUGUGGCGGAGACUUGUCUCUUCUCACCUCAAAUCCCUAGCUACACUCUCUGCUCCUCCUUCCCGAUCUGCUCCCAUCGCUGCCCGAUUCACUCUCCACAAUUCUUCCUGUCUUUCUCCAUCGUCCUAUUUCCUCAGCCGCCACUUCAGCACCGAGUCUGUAGGGGAUAAUGUGGUUAAAAAGAAGGUUGAGGAUGUAAUGCCUAUUGCUACUGGGCAUGAGCGCGAGGAGCUUGAGGCCGAGCUUGAGGGAAAGAAGCUUCUUGAUAUAGACUAUCCCGAGGGUCCUUUUGGGACAAAGGAAGCACCUGCUGUUGUAAAGUCUUACUAUGACAAGAGAAUAGUUGGAUGCCCAGGAGGUGAAGGUGAGGAUGAGCAUGAUGUAGUCUGGUUUUGGCUGGAGAAAGACAAGCCUCAUGAAUGUCCAGUUUGCUCUCAGUAUUUUGUGCUUGAAGUGGUGGGACCUGGUGGACCACCUGAUGGUCAUGGCGAUGAUGAAGACGAACACCAUUGAUAUCGUCGUGCAAAUUUCGCUGUGGAAUAAAUUCUGGAACGAUGGAGACACAAUGUUUAGCAUACUUGGAAAGCCUUUAAAAAUCUUGAGGCUUUCAUGUUUUUUGUUUGUUUGUUUUUUAUUGGUCUAUACCCUCUGUGAUCUGUCAACUUUUGAGAGAGAGGCUUUCUGUGAUUAUUCAGACACAGGCUGGUGCUAUCAGGUCGUAUUAGAUGAUCAUUUGUGCGGUGCCAAAUAAUUGAUAGCAACUCAAUUCCAUUUGAAUUUUCGAACCUUCAGCUGCUUGUCACCUAAAUUACGAAAGGAGCGAGAGGGAAUCAUUUUCAAGUGAAGCUGUCAGCGUAAGUUAUCAAUUUUUUUCAAUAUAAAAAAAGGAAUUAUUGAUUCGGA
Molecule: messenger RNA, 1066 nt
Organism: Prosopis cineraria
Lineage: Eukaryota; Viridiplantae; Streptophyta; Magnoliopsida; Fabales; Fabaceae
Product: cytochrome c oxidase subunit 5b-1, mitochondrial-like
Exons: 6
Coding region: 164-676 (170 amino acids)
Biological process (GO): mitochondrial electron transport, cytochrome c to oxygen
Cellular component (GO): mitochondrial envelope
Source: RefSeq, a predicted model, not a curated record